AUGGAAAUAACCCUCAGAUUUGGAGAACUUGGAAAUCAAAUCAAACUAUAAGAAAAGCUAAAGCCCGAAGACAAAUUUUCUAAAUUAGUAGAAUUGAUUUCUACUGAGACAGGCAUUCCAAAAUCCUAACUCAUUAUAAUUGACGAAAAAGGAGUUGAUAUCUCUACCAUGUCUCCCGAUUAAAACUUUGUUAUCGACAAAAAAAUGGCCUCAUUAGUAAUUAAAAGUAUAAACAAUGGUCUCAUUGAAUAAGACAUACUAGAGCGGUAUAACUUCAAGCCAAUCUAUGCUGCCUUCUCCUUCAUUCAGGAAUUAGACUUGACUUCGAUUCAAAACUUUGAGUAGCAGUAUUUUAAUGACUACUCAUUACUCAGGCAAGCAUACAAGAAAUUCAAGCAUAGUAUCUCCCAAGGAUUCAAAUUUUUAAAGGACAUUGAAUACUAGUCAUAAUCAUUUGAUUUAGUAAAGAAGAACAUUUGCAAAACCUUCGAUCAUAUGUAUAACCAAAAGAAUAUUAUAAGGACUUAGUUCGGUGAGAGGUACGAAUAGAACAAGGAGAUUUUAAAACUCUACGAGGAGGGUUUAUCUGAUCUUAAGAAGUAUGAAUUGCACCCUGCUUUAAGAAAAGAUGGAAAAAAGAUGUUGAUUGAUGUCUACUUUGAGGAGGCCUAGAUGAAUAAAUGGAGAGAUAAUUGCAUCAGAAGUAAUCAGAGUGUUAGGUAAAAGUUUGAGAAGCUUGAUAAGGACUUCUAACAAGCCAGGUAAAAAAUUGCUGAAAAGCGUCAGGAUAGUACUCAGCUACUUGAUGAUUCUAGACAAAAAGAAUUAAUGGGGAAAAUUCAAGCUAUUGUAUAAGAAACUGAACCCCUAAUUAUGAGUAUCAUAUCGACAGUGCUUGACGAUUUAAAAGAGUUUCAUAGAUAUUUAAAUGAACUAUGCAAGUCUGACCCACAGUCAGAGAAAGUUAAGCAAGCUCAGCUUUACCUUCAAAAUGUGGAUAAUUUUAAGAAGAAAAUUAGAGAGCAUGAAAACUUAGCACAGCAAAUGGAAGAACACUGCAAAAUAUUGGAUAAAUUAGUAGACUAAGUGAAUACUUUAAGAAUGAAAAAUGCUCAGCAAAUUGCACUGAACAAUCAAAAAGAUUCUUAGCUUAGAAAGACUCUCAAGUAGAUUGGUGUUUCACAUGAUGUCUUAAGGAUCAUGUUUGACAGUAUCGCAAGGCUUGAAAAGGACUUCUCAUAUCUGAAGCAGCCAUCAUAACUUCCAAGAGUCUAUGAGAAAGCACUUAUUGAGAUAUAAAGAAGAAGGAAGUUCAGGAAAACUGUCGACUCAGAAGCAGAGAGACUUCAGAAAUUCAUCCAAAGAGAGAAAGAAUUCAGAAAUGCCUUUCUAAAUGAAACUGGGAGGUAAUUACCGUCAGAUUUUCUACCUCAAUUGAAAGAACCAGCACCCUCCCUGAGAUUGGAAGGUGGCACCAAGGACUAUGAUCUGCCAGAGAUAGAAGAUGGGGAGGUUGAUGGUUUUGAUGACAAUCCGCUAAUUUAGGAUUCUCCAGCGAUUAGAAAUGACAAAUAGUCAGAUCCUGAAAUCUAAAAGAAAUAUAUCUCACUUCUGCAGGAAAUGAAUUUACUCAAGGAGGAGCAUAAAUCAAACAUUAAAGACCUUCAUGUGAAAAUUGAACAAUAUGAAUCUUCUAUUCAAAUGAAAGCACAGAUCACAAAAGACACUCUAAAUCAAAUUAAUCUUAAAGAAUAAGAUAUUAUGAAGCUGAGAGAAGAGAAUGAGAAGUUGGUAAAAACUCUGAAGGAUUAAUCCCUUUAAUAUUCUAGCUCUUUAAAGUAAACAGAGGAGUAACUGGCUAGAAAGUCUAAGGAAUUUGAGGCACUUUUAAAAUCUAAGAAUUGCAAGGGAUGCUUUAUCUGCACAGAAGAUUGCAAAGAGAAGAGUGACCAGGUUUUAAUUAAAGAUCUAAACGAUAAACUCAUUGACAAAUCCAAGUAUACCUCACAGCUAGAGGAGUAGAUCAGAAAAACUACUAUACUUAUGAACUAAGUUUGUCAGCACAAUUUUAACUUCCUCAGAUAAAAGACUCAAGACUUUUAUAAAAACCAGGCAAAGAGUAAGCAAUCCUAUGAAAAUAGAAUCAUGGAGAUCGAAGAACAGCUCACCCUUGAGCAAAAGCGUUGCUAGGAUUUGAUUAAGUCAAGAGUCACAGUUCUAGAAGAGAAAUAUCUUAAGAGUUAGAGUAAAGAAAUGGAGAUAACGAAAAAAUUCAAGGAUUUGACAAUCCAAUAUUAAACCUUAGAAAAUGAAUAAAAGUCUUACCUUUAAAAAAUCAAAAGCUAUUAAUAGCAAAUCAGCAAACUUUAAGGAGAUAAUACUAAGCUUUCAAAUGAUAAGAGAUAAUCUGAGGACGAAAAUAGAAAAUUAUAGCAAGCUAUACAAUCUAAGGGUAAUGAAGAUGCCUCGAGAAAUAAGGAAAUUUAAAAACUCUUAGAUGAAAGGAAUAAGUUGGAGGAUCAGUUUAAAAAGGAAACUUCAUCGCUUAGUUAACAACUUAAGUAAUAGAGAGAGUAAUAUGAAGAUUAACUGAUGGAGAAACUGAGUCAUAUUAAGAGAAUUACCAUGCAGAAAGAUUAAUUAUAAGAGGAGAAGUAGAAAUUGGAGGAGAAAUUCAAGAAAGACUCUUAAACCUUAACUAAGCAGCUCAACGAAUUAAGGGAGUCCUCUGAAAAAGAAAUCAGAGAAAAAAAUGAAAAAAUCUUAAACUUGAAUAAUAUGAUGAAUGAGCAUCUUGAUAAGUAAUAGGAAUUUAUUGAGGGUAGUAAAGUAAAUACAGAUCAGUAUGAUAAACUCAAAAAAGAUCUCUCUAUGAAAUCAAAAGACCUUACUGAAGUUACCUCUGUUCUUGCUAAGAGAGACAAAGAAAUAUAGCAAUAGAAACAGGAGAUGGAGAAAUUAAGAUAAGAAAUCAAGAGACUUAAUGAUUAGCUUAACUAGUCUUAGUAAAGCUAAUAGCAAUAAAUUGCUUUGUCUAAUGAAACUGCAAAUUCAUAAAAUGAGAUUGAAAAGAUGAAAGAUCAUAUCAAGAAUCUUGAAACACACUACCAAAAGUAAACCAUGAGAACUAAGGACAGCGAGAGUACCCUUCAAAGAAUAAAGGAAUUCACUUGCAUGUCUUUUAACAUUAUGAACAAUGAAAGUUGGGAGAAUAAUCUCACUAAGUUAAUCUAUGCUAAUAGUUAGGAAAGCAUUAACUUCAUGACUGCUAUGGAGGGGGUUAGAGUAUUAUUCAUGCCACACUCACCAGGAGUAUAUAUCGCUCUUGUACUUAAGAACUUCCAAGACAUUAUCUAGGACUAAGUCUUAAAGGAGAAAGAUAUGAACUCUUUAAUGGAGCAAAGCUCGAUAAAGAACAGUUAACAUGUGCCACAGGUUAAGAGACUUAACAUCAAGAAUAAUUUAUUCCUUGAUAUUGAGUCAAUGUCCAAGAACUUGCAGACAAUCCUUAAUAACUAUCAGAUGAUUGUUAUUGCUAAGAUAAAGGGUGUUUCUUAGCAUAAGACUACUGAGUCCUAUAAUCCAUAUGGAUUGGAAGGCUAGGAAACAUUCUUCCAGUGCUAGAUUGAGAAGCUUGAACAUAUCGUAGGGUUUGAGAGUGAUGACUAUUCUUUCACUGACUAUGUUUGCAAAUGA
Stylonychia lemnae is the source of this 3696-nucleotide messenger RNA. NCBI's taxonomy places the organism in Eukaryota, Ciliophora, Spirotrichea, Sporadotrichida, Oxytrichidae. The record is from the annotation of a GenBank genome assembly.